Messenger RNA from Rhizophagus irregularis DAOM 181602=DAOM 197198, 656 nucleotides. RefSeq lists its product as uncharacterized. NCBI's taxonomy places the organism in Eukaryota, Fungi, Glomeromycota, Glomeromycetes, Glomerales, Glomeraceae. The record is from RefSeq and is a predicted model, not a curated record.
UUUCACACACAUUUUACCAUAUAGUCUCUAAUAAUCAAGUCUCUUAAUUUAUUUCCACAUUUUUUACACACAUUUUCCCACCAAGUCUCUAAUAAAAAUGUUAAAGAUGUUGACCAUCUUUAUAUAUUUAACCUCUAUCUGUUGCUUUUUUGUCACAUCUCAAAAUGUAUUAUCUCGAGAUAUAUUACCUCAAAAUGUAUCAUCACUAAACACACCACCCCAAGACAUGUCACCUCAGGAUAUAUGGUACAUUUAUGAAGAACCGAUAGAAGGUCUAAAACUACAUGACACUCUCACACUUAAAGAUGGUACUUUGAUGAUUUGGAUGACCCUUGAUGAUGAAGAAGAUCCAUCAUGCAUAUUACCUUAUUUUUAUCUACGAUUGAUAGAAAGAACAGGCCGAAUUACAUACAUAAAUCUUAAUUACACCUUUCCUCUAGAAGCAGUUUGCCCCAUUGAUAUGACUUUUAUACCCUUAAGUUAUAAUUAUAUAAUGGUAAUUUAUGUUAAAUCAAACAAUGGUGUUAAGGGAAAGUAUGGUUUGAUAAUUAAUUAUGACAGCGAGAUAAUAAGUGAAAUCUACUUGGGAGAUGUUAAUGAUGAUAUUAUAAUUAGUGGAAGAUUAGAAAAAGGUUUUAUUCGUAUUGAAGAAUAUG